Messenger RNA from Eublepharis macularius, 4358 nucleotides. RefSeq names its product ectonucleotide pyrophosphatase/phosphodiesterase 1 (gene ENPP1). Gene Ontology annotation, cellular component: cell surface. The record is from RefSeq and is a predicted model, not a curated record. Gene Ontology annotation, biological process: ATP metabolic process; inorganic diphosphate transport; negative regulation of fat cell differentiation. Gene Ontology annotation, molecular function: metal ion binding; nucleic acid binding; phosphodiesterase I activity. The transcript has 25 exons. NCBI's taxonomy places the organism in Eukaryota, Metazoa, Chordata, Lepidosauria, Squamata, Eublepharidae. Bases 10 to 2766 code for a protein of 918 amino acids.
GCAGGGACAAUGGAGAGCGGCGGGGUACGCAACAGCCAAGCCAAAAGCAGCUCGCCUGCGGAGAAUAGCCAAGAAAAAAGCUUCCGCGGCGAUAGGGCUGUCGCAGGGCCAGAGCGGCAGAAUUCAGCGGCGGUGCCUAUGCUGUCGGCCAUGGAGCUCGCGGAGGAGCCGGAGAAAGCAACACCCAGAGGCAAAGAAAAAGAUCCGAACGCCUACAAAGUUCUCUCCCUGGUAUUAUGCGUCAUUGUGCUAACAACAAUUUUAGGAUGCAUAUUUGGACUGAAGCCUAGCUGUACAAGAGAUGUCAAAACCUGCAAAGGCCGCUGCUUUGAGAGAACGUUUGGAAGCUGCCGCUGUGACAGUGAGUGUGUUAAACUUGGAAACUGCUGUUUAGAUUUCCAGGAAGCCUGUAUAGAACCUGCUCAUAUAUGGACUUGUACUAAGUUCCGGUGUGGUGAGAAGAACCGGACAGAAUAUCACUGCUCGUGUUCAGAUGACUGUGUGAAAAAUAAUAAUUGCUGUGUCAAUUAUUACUCCGUUUGUGAAGGAAAGACAAGCUGGCUUCAAGAUGAAUGUGAGGACAUUAAGGAACCCCAGUGUCCAGAUGGAUUUACAAAGCCUCCAGUGUUGUUGUUUUCUUUGGAUGGAUUCAGGGCUGAGUAUUUGCACACAUGGGGUGGACUUCUUCCUGUUAUUAGCAAAUUACAAAAAUGUGGAACACAUACUGAUGGCAUGAGACCAGUAUAUCCAUCAAAAACAUUUCCCAAUCAUUACAGCAUUGCCACGGGCCUGUAUCCUGAAUCACACGGUCUAGUAGAUAACAAAAUGUAUGAACCAAAGAGACAUGCUUUCUUCACGCUCAGAAAUGAAGAAAAGUUCAACCUACAGUGGUACCUAGGGCAGCCGAUUUGGCUGACAGCUAUGUAUCAAGGACAAAAAUCAGCUUCAUUCUUCUGGCCUGGUUCAGAUGUUGAUGUUAAUGGAAGUUUUCCAAACAUUUACAGAAUAUACAAUAGGUCAAUACCAUAUGAAGAAAGAGUAGUAACUUUGCUUAGUUGGCUACAGUUACCUGAAGAGAAAAGACCACAAUUUUACACUCUGUAUUUAGAAGAACCAGAUCACUCCGGCCACAGAUAUGGACCAGUUAGCAGUGAAGUCAUUCUUGCAUUACAAAGAGUGGAUAAAGUGGUUGGGAUGUUGAUGGAUGGUCUUAAACAAAUGAACUUGCACAAUUGCAUUAACAUUCUUCUUCUCUCUGAUCACGGGAUGGAAGCAGCUAGCUGCAGAAAAGCAGCAUACCUGAACACGUACUUGGAUGAUGUUGAAAAUUUGACUGUAGUACCUGGUCCUGCAGCUCGCUUAAGACCAAAAAAUGUUCCAGAUGAGUAUUUCUCUUUUGAUUAUGAAGGCAUUGUCAGAAACCUUACAUGCUUAGUCCCAGAUCAGCAUUUCAAAGCAUACAUGAAGCACCUUCUUCCCAAGCGAUUUCACUAUGCCAAGAGUGACCGGAUUGAACCAGUGAGUUUCUAUAUGGACCAACAGUGGCAACUUGCUCGAAUCCCGUCUGAGCUCAAGUAUUGCACAGGUGGAUUCCAUGGGUCAGACAAUAUAUUUCCAAAUAUGCAGGCUUUCUUUAUAGGCUUUGGACCUGGAUUCAAGUUUCAAACCAAAGUCAAUACUUUUGAAAAUAUUGAAAUCUACAAUUUAAUGUGUGAUCUACUUGACUUGAUACCGGCCCCUAACAAUGGUACUCAUGGAAGCCUCAACCAUCUUUUAAAGAAACCAACUUACAUUCCAAAGCAUCCCAAAGAAGAAAGUUAUCCUUCUUCAUGCCCUUUCACAGGCCGGAGAACUUCUUCAGGUGAUCUUGGCUGUUCAUGUGAUUUGUUGGGCUUGCCACACAUUCAGUCACUGAGAAAUUUCACUGCAUUACAGGUAAAGAAGAUAGAAAAAUACAAUUUGCCUUUUGGGAGACCCAGAGUGCUACAAAAGGAGCAUAACUAUUGCCUUCUUUACAAUAAACACUACGUAAAUGGAUACAGCAAAGAUAUCAAGAUGCCUAUAUGGAGUGCAUAUACUGUUAACAAGCAUGACAAGUGGAAUGUCUCCAUAGAAGCCUUCUCUAGCUGUCUCUACACUGACAACCGUAUUCCUUUAAGCCUCAGCCAGAGUUGUUCGUAUUACAAAAGCCAUCCACAGCUAAACUAUGGAUUUCUUUUCCCACCAAAUUUAAUGAAGGAUGACAGAAAUGGUAGCUAUGAAGGAUUUUUCACAAGCAAUGUUGCUCCAAUGUAUCAUGCAUUUCAAGUGAUCUGGAACUAUUUCAAUACAGUCCUACUACCAGCAUAUGCUACAGCAAAAAAUGGUGUGAACGUAAUCACUGGUCCUGUAUUUGAUUAUGACUACAAUGGGUUGUAUGAUACACCCAAGGAAGUGAAAAGACUAACUAAUAAUUCAGAUGUCCUGAUUCCAACUCACUAUUUCAUUAUGUUGACAAGCUGUAAAAAUGUUUCCCAGACUCCUUUGCAAUGUGAAGGGUCUCUUGAUGUAGAAUCUUAUAUUGUACCUCACAGAGAAGACAACAGUGAAAGCUGCGCGAAUGGCAAGACUGAAUCCUUGUGGGUUGAAGAGAGAAUGAGAUUUCACACAGCCCGUGCCAGAGACGUAGAACUUCUGACUGGGCUAAGUUUUUUCCAUGAUAGAAAACAGCCUGUGUCAGAUAUUUUGCAAUUAAAAACCUAUUUGCCAAGUUUCAACAAGGCUUAAUUUUAAUGCUUGCAACGCUAUUGGACUUACGUACAGAAAGAGGGAGACUAUUACAGGAAACAAACGCUUUUAAACAUGCUGGAAGAUUGAGAACGCUUGAGCAAAAGAAGAGCAGGGAAAAAAAUCUGUGCCAUGUUUCUAUCUCAGGGACAUUUUAUUGACCAGGUAUAAUAGAGGAGAGUAGCUUCUCCCAGCCUUAUUAUCCACAUCAAUGUGGUAAAAGUUUUGUACUUUGUUAUUAAAGCUAGUUUGCCAGCAUUUCAUAAACUGAUGUAAGGCUGGUUCCAGGGUUUGGGGGGGGGCCCUGGACAGAGAGUGCUUAGGGGGCCCACUAUGCCCACUACUAUGCCCUUCUUGCCUUCCCAUCCACAUGCCCCCACUUGCCUGUGUGUGUUUCCUAUGCCCACUCACAAGCUCUCUCAUCAUUUGCAGUCAGAGAUGCUUACACUCCCUGCAUACCCUUCCCCUCAUGUUGCUGGGUGAUGGGUGCAGCUAGGAGCACCCCAUCUAUGGUCACCAGGAAUGCUAGUGCUUUGUGCACCACCCACAUGCCCUUCUCCAACUGUGCUAGGCAGCAUGUGUAGCUGGGAGCAGAGAUAACAAAGCACUCAUAAGCAGGCAGUGGAAGGGCAUGAAUGCAGGCAUCAGUGGAGAUGUGUGAGUAGGGCAUCGGCAGCAGUGGGCCCCUCCAGAACCCAUGGGCUCCAGCAGCUGCUCAAUCUUGUCAUGUGCUGAUGCUGGCCCUGAACUGACACAUAUAUGAGGGAAAACGGUUUAGCUAAAAGUGUGGGCAUGUAUAUUUUACAAAAAAAGAGAAGUAAUAUAAAUACUGUAUAAAAAAACAUUUCAUAUUUUAAAGGUUUUUUCACUCUGUAACAGUACUCUAAGAGUCAAACUGUAUGACAUUGGGAAAACCAUGACCAGAUAUUCUACCUUUUAAACUUCUGUUAACAGCAGCCGGGAUUGAUAACACAACAUGGAAGAAUCCUUCACUCUGCACCAUUUUCCUCUGGUCUUAAUCUAAUUUAGGUUCCUCCAUGGCUGCUAUUAAAAGGGAUGGGAUAUUUGAUCAUUGAUCUUCAAUGUCUUAUCUAGUUUGGCCCUAAUUUACUGCAUAUUAUAUUUGGAUCAUUGCACCAUUUACUGUAUGAUGUUCUGAUGUGUUGCUACCUUGUAAGGAUCACUGAGGAGACAGAAACAGCCCUUUUCAGCUUUGUAUCUUAAGUACUGUACUAUACCCCUCAACUAAUUUGUACAAAUGUUACUGGUCAUUGAAGAGGAUAAGAUAAAAUAUAAUUUUACAUCUAUGACGGAUAUGACUGGCUCCAGCUCCACCGCUCCUGAGAAACCAACCAAUGAGAGCAGGCAGAAUGCUAAGCCAGGGACAGUUAGAGUCCGUUGGAGAGAGUGACAGGCUGAGAGAAGGGCUUGGGAUGCCACUGAAAGGAGGUAGCAGAGAUAUUUGCUGGUUGAUUAUAAACCUGUUCAGUUACAUUGAAACAUUCCCUGUUUAACCUAUUUGUUUAUGAGUUUAAAAACUAUUCACUUCUAUGUUCCAUUUUGUAAAUAAAGUUUAAUUUUGGUUUGUUUUA